Molecule: messenger RNA, 1375 nt
Organism: Micromonas commoda
Lineage: Eukaryota; Viridiplantae; Chlorophyta; Mamiellophyceae; Mamiellales; Mamiellaceae
Exons: 4
Coding region: 1-1089 (362 amino acids)
Cellular component (GO): chloroplast thylakoid lumen
Molecular function (GO): peptidyl-prolyl cis-trans isomerase activity; protein binding
Source: RefSeq, a predicted model, not a curated record
AUGCAGACGCUAUCUGCACCAAAAUCACUUGGAGCAACCGUAUGGCACAGGAAACGCUUCGCGGCACAACCAAAACUUUGUCAUUUGCCAACGCGAAUCAGUGGAAAACCGCGCGUUGAAUCAUAUGCCGGAAAUCACCCAGCCAAUGCAGACGGUCUUGAUGCGCGCCCAACAUUCCCUAAUCAAAACAUCUCGCGCCGCGCUUUUGCUUUUUCGGGGGCCGUCUUUGUUCCGGUCAAGGCCGCGCGCGCUAUCGGAUUCACCAAGCAGUUGAAAAAAGCACAAGUUUCAGAGGAGGAUUAUGCGGUCUCUCAGCCCUUCCUGUUUCGGGCCAAAUCUCACGACGGAGUAAAAUAUUUUGAUACGCAACCUGGCAGUGGAGGGAAAUUGCAAUUGGGGAAUAUCGCAGUAGUUCACUUCACUUGCAAAUAUCGGGGUCUAACUGCCCUGUCUACACGCGAAGCACGUACACUAGGUGGAAAUCGGACGGUCGCUGAACCCAUGGAAUUUACAUACGGCGUAGUCCCUUCUGAAUUUAGCAAACCCCUUGUCCGCAAAACAGUUGUUGGAAUCGGGGCAGAGGUCAGGCUCGAUCCCGAACUUCAAGAGCUCUACAUCGUUAGCACUGUUUUCAAUGGACCAGCAGACCGAGCAGGUCUUCAAGUGAACGACGUGAUAGUGUCAAUAGAUGGUCUCCGAAACCUCGCGGAGUUGCCAAUCUCCAGAAUCGGGACCCUGCUCACAGGUGACACAGGAAGCACUGUUGAGAUCGAAGUAAAAAAACUGAAUGGACCGAUGCGAGGUACUUUCGAAAGAAUGAUUCUGACUCGACAGGCAACCACAGUUGUCGCCAAAAAACGCACCGUGAAUGUUGAAACAGGUGGGGGUCUAUUUGCUGGUACAAGCGGACCGAAGCCUCCUCCCAUAGUGUACAUACCCGAAGCUCUGGCUGGCAUGCGCACUGGAGGCCGCCGUGUAAUAAUCGUGCCUGCAGAUGUUGGAUACGAAGAUACGGGUGAAGGCGAAAUACCACCUGGCGCCGAAUUCAAACUGGAAGUCGAAUUGUUGGAAACUCGAAACGCUGCUUAGAAGGCCGUUUGAAAAGAUACCUUCGUAUCCCUUACCUUUGUAUCAUGGUCUUCCUCCGCGUCGAUGGAGAUGAGCGGUUCCCGCCGAAACUCAACUGAGCUCAGCACUGCUGAGCGUGUUCAGCGACAUGAGUUGCCUUUGCAUAGAAUGCAGAGUGUUUUCCUUUCAUACGCUCAAACAUGGUUUUAACAGGUUUCAAUUGAAACCUGCUACUGCAGUUAAUAAGGCGUGCUUGAAAUAGACCAAUUAUUGCUGUAAGAAAACUGACUCAACUCCUAAUGAUCAA